UAGAGAGAGAGAGAGAGAGAGAGAGAGAGAGAGCAGUGACCAGGAAGAGAAGAGAUGAAAAUGCGAAGAACCGCAUAAACAACGAGAGAAAAAUAUAACAACAAUCUGGCUGGGUCUUUUUGAUUUUUGCUAUUUUGAAUUUGGAACCAAAAACUGUCUCCAAGUUCCGAUCGGUCUGUGGAUUUGUUCAUGGGAGCAGUUGUAGAUGAAUGAUCUGCAAGCUGCACUGGUGGGUCGUUUGAUUCAUAAAUAACGAGUCUUUGGAUUUUGUUAUUUUGUUUCUCAGCUUCGAUUGCGUCGAUGAUGGUCCUUGGACUUCUGGGUCUCUUUCCAAUUCAAUUGCUGUAUCUGACCUUAACAGGAUUUUAGUUUUUUUUUUUUCUUUCUCUUUGUUCAUUUUCUCGGUUUCUCAGCAAGCCGAUAAUGUGUUUGAAUAUAUAUGUAUAUACUUGUAUAUGGUGCGGUGCUCUCUGGUUUCUAAAAUGGAACAACCGAGGUUCUGGGUUUAAUUGAGUGGGGGUUUUGUUCAUUGGGUGUUUUCGUUGAUUUUCUUUUCUGGGAUUUUCACCCAUUUUCUCGUCUGCCAAACAGAACAUUGUUCAAUUUAUUCCCCUCGUUCCCGUUGUGUUCCUUGAUGGUUCUAUAUUUGACGAGAUUUGCAGGUUUUGGCCUUUGUUUGUGGAUAAACGAUGAAGCAUUGAUUUCUACAACUUCUUGAUUUGAAAGGAAAUGCUUGAGUCUUGACCUAAGCUCCUUCUGUUUUCUGGUUUGAAUUCAUAAGAGUGAGCUCAAGGUGGAUUGACGUUGCAUUUACUAGGUAGAUGGUUGCAGCCUCUGCUAUAAAUAUGAGAGUCAGUUGACUCUGUCAUGUUUGACGGUAGCAGGGGUUCAGAGCUUGAUGGUUUUUGAUCUUCUUAUAUCAAAACAAAGUAAACAACUUAAUUCCCUUUAUUCCUCAGGGAACAUGAGAAUGAAUUUUAGUCCCUUGUGACAAAUGCCCUUUCUGUAAGAACAAGGAAAGACCAAAGUGUGUACUAGAGAAGCAAGCAGAAAAAGGUAUCUCGUUCAACAUCAACAUGGGCUUGCCUCAAGCUUCUUCCAGCAGAAUUGUUGAAGAAGUGGCAGCAUCAUUGAGCACAUUUGUACAUACUCCUACCCGACUUGUUAGUUUGAGUAGCUGUGACUUAACUGGAGCUCAUGUAGGUUACUCAGGCAAUCAAGUUUUAGGGGAUUUCCCUUACUCUUCUUCAAGGGAGGAUAUGGAUACUGUAAACUUGCAUAAAGAUGGCAGUGGCCACAUUCAUAGGAUGCGGAGUGGUUCCAUGGAAAAAAAUGGCUUGAUCACUCAUAAAGGGGGACAGAACGUUCAUACUCCUGUUUCAAGGAUUGUGGGUUUUGAACCCACGGUGCUGCAUUCCCCUAAAAAUGCAUUUGAAGGAAACCAACUAGAUGGCACUCUCUCUUCUAAUGUGAUUAGCAGCAAUGAUAAUGGAGCCAAUUCCAUUAGCUCAUUAGUCAAAAAGCGGUUACUGUCUCCUUUGAAUGACAUGAUCAUACCAGAUCAAUUCAAUGGUGAAUGUCUAGAUAUUGGCUGCAACAGUAGUAAGAAUGAUUCCCAUUAUGUUUCUGUUCCGCAAGAGCAUAAGAAAGCUAAUAUAAGCAGCUCCAGUUAUUUUAGUUCUUUGAUAUGGUCCCUAGAUAAUUUCUCAGAAAGGAGGACUUCACCAAAUGAUAAUUCUGCGACCAAUUUCGGUUUCUUCACUGAUGGCCCUUUGCUUCAGGACAUGAAGUCACAAAAUCUCAUUUGUUCACCACCUUCAGCUGGGAUAACUAGCUUUGGAGAGACAACUACUAUAGUAGGAUCUCCAACGAUGGAAACAGCUGUAGCUUCGAAAAAGGUGGUUUCAUCUCCAGUGUCUUCAUCUCCUCUUGGUCCAAAAUUCCAUGGAGGAAUAGAAACAUCAGGAAGGUGCAGGGCUACAAGAAGAGAGUUUGAUGGCAAAUACUUAACCUUAAAGGAUAUGUGGCAGCCCCUUGACGGAAAUGUUUCUGGGGUUUUGCUUUCCCAGGAAGAACAGGAUUCUAAAGUUGCAAGAAAAUCAUUUCAAGGUAUUGAUUUUCUUGAGAAAAAAUGUGACCAAUUCACACCUAGAAGUCCUAACAGAGUUCACAAGCAUUGCUGUCAAGACUUAACUGUUAGUUCACAAUGCUCAAAGGUAGUUAGAACCUUGAGUGGACUGCCUGUUAGAAGGUCCUUGGUUGGUUCAUUUGAGGAGUCCCUGUUAUCUGGUCGUUUAUCAUCUGGGGUAGCCAGCCAGAAAAUUGAUGGUUUCCUUGCUGUUCUUAAUAUUUCUGGAGGAAAUUUCUCACCACAUCCUCAGAAACUUCCAUUUUCAGUAACCAGUGUGGAUGGAGACAAUUACUUAUUUUACUAUUCAUCCAUAGAUCUUGCAGAGCAUGUUCCAUCAAAUAAGAGUAAAGGCCCUAAAUUUAAAAGGAAUCACAGCUUUGAUUACUCUCAAGCAGAAAAGGCCCGCAUUCGCAUACCUAUUAAAGGGUGCAUACAACUGGUUCUAAGUAAUCCUGAGAAGACACCUAUCCAUACUUUCUUCUGUAAAUAUGAUCUGAGUGACAUGCCAGCUGGAACCAAGACAUUCCUGCGCCAAAAGAUCACCCUAGCCUCUUCGACUCCAGCUUCUUUAUUAUAUAGAGGGGGAAAUAGGACUCCUGAUAUGAAAAAUGAUGUCCAUCAACCUGAAACUGCUCGAGGAUUAGAUCCUCUGCCCUUCCCUUGUUUUGAAAGUAGUGAAUGUAAAAGGACUACUGGGUUGGAUGACAGGACACAAAAAAUGUUCGGUGGGUCUGAAAGCAAAUUUGUAAAUAGCACUUCAAAGCUCAAUGAGAAUACAUCGUGUUCUGGAGUUCUGCGAUAUGCUCUUCAUCUUCGUUUCUUGUGUCCGGCCAUGAAGAGAUCUUCCAGGGCAGUGCAGAGGUCCCUGUCUGAUCCUCUUUCUGUACCAUUGGGAAACAAUAUGGAGAAUGAAGGUGAACGACGUUUCUAUCUGUAUAAUGACAUGAGGGUUGUGUUCCCUCAACGUCACUCAGAUGCUGAUGAGGGUAAGUUGACUGUCGAAUAUCACCACCCAUCAGAUCCAAAAUACUUCAGCGUCAGCGACUAAGAGGUCCAAUUCAUCUCCUCAUUUUCGACUAGUUCUUCUGUACAUAUCUGUGCAUAUAUUUUCUUAGCCAUCUUUGAGAAUUCUCAGAAGGGGACAGUUUAAUAACCCCAUUUACCUGUAAAGAUUUCAGAUUCAAAGAGUAAAACCAUUGAUUUGUCUUCAGUUUGCUGUUGUGAAUGGUCCAUCUUCAUCUUGAGAGAAGAAACUUAAAGAGGAAGAUAAGUAUGUGUCCAUGCUUUGCCAGUUUGUGAAGUUUUGGCCCUCCCUUCCUGCCUGUGAACUUGAAAAUUUUGGAUCUCUUGAUUGGCCCUUCCUACCCAUAUUCCAUUGGAUGAUGAUGGUGGGACAGAAAUUAGAGAAAAAGGAUAAAAUUGCAAAAAACAUUGUGUGCAAUGAUCAACUUAAUUGUGA
Messenger RNA from Diospyros lotus (date-plum), 3590 nucleotides. RefSeq lists its product as uncharacterized. NCBI's taxonomy places the organism in Eukaryota, Viridiplantae, Streptophyta, Magnoliopsida, Ericales, Ebenaceae. The transcript has 6 exons. The record is from RefSeq and is a predicted model, not a curated record. The coding region runs from base 1077 to 3179 and encodes 700 amino acids.